UACACAUGUACUGUUCUUCUGCACUCCAGCAUCUCUCACCGUUGAUUUCAUGAUCUGAUCUAAAUCCAACGACCUCAAUCCAGUCGGCCGAUAUCACACACCGCACUAGAACACCCCCUUUUACAUUUUCUCAUAAAUAUUCCUCACGAGGUGCUUACGUGCAAAUGGCAGAGCAUUAUUCCUCCAGCCUUGGUCAGCCAUUCCGUUCCGCUAGAUACCUGACCGAAAUGGACCAACUUAUUAUUCGGCUUGCUUACCAACCGAAAUGAAUCGAUAUUCGACCAAAUCCGAUUACAAAUGAUUUUUUUCUGAUCUUUACUUCACUUGAUCAAAUCCUUCGUAAAAUCCAACCGAACAUCAUUCAUUCCUUGGUUGCACGAGUUUACGGUUUCGGCCGAUUUCGAAUCAAUUUGGUUCAUAACUGAGUCAGCUCAUUUCAACUCUUAAAGGUGAAUUGUUUUUCCCGGGAGCAGAUCACGUUAACUCAAUAAAAAUCCAACACAUUAACGAUUCCUUCUUUUUUUCUCGAAAAAGUUUUAAUUUUCGUUUCUUUAAUCUUUAACCGAUGAUUUCUCACUCGUUUUAAGUCAGAAUUAAUUUUUUUCACAGUUAGAUCAAAUUAAUUUUGCUCUUCAAAAUGAUAUCCACUUUGAUAUUUUUUGGAAAACAAAUUUGUCAGUUAUUACCAGUCUAUACCAUAUGGUAUUGACUGAUAUUAAAUAAGAGCAUACCAUACAGUAUGAAAAAUACCACCACAUACCAGGGUGGAAUAGUAUAUGGUAUAGAGUUGGUAAUGAGUGAUAUGAAAUAUUUUCACCCAUAAUUUUUUUAAACCCAAUAGAUCAUGAUUAAAUCGUUCCUUCUGUGCAAAAAUUUCCGAAAACGGCUUAAAAACGAAAGAGAUAACAUAUGGUAUGAAGUUGGUAACGAAAGGUAUGUAAUUUUUUUCCUCAAAAAAUAUUGAAAAUGGAUAUAAUUUUGUAGAGCACAACGAACUCGUUCCAUCUGUGCAAAAAAAGUUGAAAUUCGAGUUAGAAUAAAGAAGAUAUGAUCCAAAGAAAAAUAGAGAAAAUAAAUUUAUUUAAUUCUUCACCUUUAGAUCUUCAGCCACUUAAAAGAAUGGUCCAGAUUUGAUUACUCGUAAUUAUACAGUAUACACCGUAAAGUUAUACACCUGAGCCAUUUUUUUUUCAAUUAUCGAUAAUAAUUCUGAUUUGAAUAUUUAAAUAUUUUUGUCUGGUUCCUUCCUUCUUCUGUUAUCUCUUCUGGAGUCUCUCCAGCUCUCGCACACACCUUCCUACUGUCUCGCCACCGACUCCCACGAAUCUCAAUCGCCCCACGAUUUUCCAUUUAUUUACAAUCCCGCCACUCUUCCCAUUCCCUUUCUCCAUUUCUCUCUCAGCUCCGGCGCCCGGCAGGCAGCGCCAUUAUCAUCGCCACGCGCUUUCCCGUCCCCGCGGUCUUCAUUUUUCCGGUGAGUCGCCCGGCAAUUUCCUUCUCCGGCUGGUGUGGGGACUCGUGAACGAGUCAAUAUGCUGGAGCGGUGCCUCGGCCAGCAGCGAGUCCGCCGGAUCCAACGCGCGGUCCGCCAUGCCAAAGUCACAUUCCUCUGCCUCUUCAUGACCGUCGUCGUCAUGCGCGGGAUGCUCGGCGCCGGGAAGUUCGGGACUCCAGCUCAGGACCUCGACGAUCUGACGACUCACUUCUACGCCUCCAGGAAGCACGCCGAGCCCCACCGCGUGCUCGUCGAGGCGCAGCCGGAGAACGAGAACGAGAACCAGAACAACGACCCGAAGAACUACGCGACGUUCGAUUUCAACAAGAUCUUGAAGGACGAAGGGGGCGAGGACGAGAAGCCCGAUCCGAACAAGCCGUACACGUUGGGGCCGAAGAUUUCCGAUUGGGACGAGCAGCGAGGCGAGUGGCUGAAGAGAAACCCUAAUUUCCCCAAUUUCAUCCGCGAGAACAAGCCGCGGGUGCUCCUGGUGACCGGAUCUUCCCCCAAGCCCUGCGAGAAUCCCGUCGGCGACCAUUAUCUGCUGAAAUCGAUUAAGAACAAGAUUGAUUACUGCCGGCUCCACGGGAUCGAGAUCUUCUACAACAUGGCCUUGCUCGAUGCCGAAAUGGCCGGGUUUUGGGCCAAGCUGCCGUUGAUUAGGAAGCUGCUGCUGUCGCAUCCGGAGGUCGAGUUCCUAUGGUGGAUGGACAGUGAUGCUAUGUUCACCGACAUGGCCUUCGAGCUGCCGUGGGAGAGGUAUAAGGAUGUGAAUCUGGUGAUGCACGGUUGGAACGAGAUGGUUUACGAUCAGAAGAACUGGAUUGGGCUGAACACAGGUAGCUUUCUGCUGAGAAAUAACCAAUGGGCGUUGGAUCUUCUCGACGCCUGGGCGCCGAUGGGGCCGAAGGGAAAGAUUAGGGACGAAGCUGGGAAAAUCCUUACACGGGAGCUGAAAGGAAGACCCGUUUUCGAAGCCGACGAUCAGUCCGCCAUGGUUUAUCUGCUUGCUACGCAGAGGGAUACUUGGGGGAACAAGGUCUAUCUAGAGAGUGGUUACUAUUUGCACGGUUACUGGGGGAUUUUGGUUGAUAAGUACGAGGAAAUGAUUGAGAAUUAUCACCCGGGCUUCGGCGAUCAUCGAUGGCCAUUGGUGACUCAUUUCGUGGGUUGCAAGCCUUGUGGGAAGUUCGGCGACUACCCGGUGGAGAAAUGCUUGAAGCAAAUGGAUCGUGCUUUCAACUUCGGCGACAAUCAGGUUCUGCAGAUAUAUGGGUUCACCCACAAAUCCCUGGCCAGUAGGAGAGUGAAACGAGUUCGUAACGAGACGGGCAAUCCUCUGGAAGCGAAGGACGAUCUCGGGUUGAUGCACCCUGCUUUCAAAGCUGUGAAGGUAUCAUCAUCUUCUUGAGAUGAAGAAAAAAGGGGAGGUCUUCUUUUUUGCUUAGGUAAUGUAAUGAAUGUAUUGCAGACUCGAUGUUUUUUUUUUUUGCUUCUAAUUUAUUCAAACUGAUACAGGAUGAUUCUAUUCUACAAUGUAAGUGCUUCUGUUUUUUCAGCUUGAGGUGGUGGUGGGAUGGCAAGGCAACAGAUCAAAAUUUUAUUGUAUUCCCUUGUUUACACCUUUUGUGAUUCUUGCUUUGUUAAUUUAGUUCCAUAUGUUUUCUUUUGCCUUUCUCAAGGGGAUGCGCCAAAUUUUUGGAAAGAAAAACAGUGAGGGAAAAAGUGAAAAGAACAGAGCUCUUUGACAAUCUAACUGUUUGUUCCUCUUUGGUGUGUUGGAAUGUAGCUCUAGACCUGCAUAUGGCGUAAAAAAAUGUUUGCUUUACCUUCUGUAGCCAUUAGAUCAGAUUAUGGCUUGGCCUAGAGGAGCUAGAUCUAUUGUUUUGUGUGCUGCAGAUAUGCAACUAUGUCGUUAGGCCGAAUGUUGAAUAAGAGUGGUACAUUAGAGUAUGGGAUAGGGGUCCGGUGCUCGGGUUGUUAGGUCGGUCCAGUCAGUUAUUGAAUCGCAAUUCUUGUUGUUUGAGCUAGUUUGGGAAGGAUCAUCUCGUCGAAGGUCAGUCAGUCUCUUCAGAAUGCGUGCUGCUUCUAAGAUCGAUGUAACUGGAGUUUGUUUUGUGUGAACUGGAGCUUGUUAGUAAUGGGAGUAUGGAGCUUGUUAGCACUGGUCUUCGAACAGUCUUUGUAAGGUACAAGUCUAUGAGCUGAGGUAGCUGGAAAAUUUCCCCCCAGUCAUGGCUGCAGCAUUUCAAGUUCGCUUCUGUAGCUCCAUCAGAGAUUCGUCGUUGUUGUCAUCAUCAUCAUCAUCAUCAUCAUCUUGGUGUUGGUUGAACUUCCAUACGACCGUGAGCAAGCAGAUGUACAAGAUCUGAUGGAAGAGUUGUUGAUUAGCUUGUUCUGCUCUUCAUAUUUGCGGGUAAGGCGGUUUAUGCAUGUUGUUCUAAGCUGGAAAUGUUGCUGACCAACUGUCAGAUUCUGGACCGAAAACUGAAACUGAUCAGUCCCUUGAGCUACACUCCUCUAGCUCAGCUGUUAAAAGUAAUCUAGAUGUACGUUAUCGUUCAAAUAGCAGCUGGUUUCUGAACAUCAGGCUGUGUUCUUGGAUGUUUAUCGUCUAUAUAAACCCAUCACAUCUCAAUUCUCAACCGCGUCGAACAUUUCCUCUCAAAUUUCUACCCAAGGUAGAGACAUCUGAUCAUGAGGAAGGUGGCUGUGGCACUAGUCGUCAUCCUGCUCAUGAUCAAGGCCACCAUGAGAAGUAGUAGUAAACAAGUCCGUCGCUCAGCCUCAACUAACGAUGAGAGUGGCGACUGUUACCAGAGCAGCUCGACAGGCGAUGGUGUUGUUAUAAGCGUGAAAGUUGUAAUGCAACGCCUGGUGUCUGGUGGUGACGUCGUCGAGCCAUUGUCACGUUGGGAAUGUGAAGGUAAGAGUCUCUCAGUUUCCGGCCCAUAUGUUUUGCACACUUUCUGGCCCAUGUUUCCGUGUGUUGGCUUCUGUUUCUGUUUUUUCAAAAAAAACAAAAAAAAAACAAAACAAAAAAACAAAAAAAAAAAAUCUAAUUUUUUAUUUUAUAGAUUCUGUUUUACUAAGCUUAGCACCAUGACAAAUGAUCAUCUCGUAUGCGAUUAAGUUGAAGUUUAAUCUUUGUUCAUAAGAAUGGGACUUGCCGUGUGACAAGUUGUUUACUUGUAGUACCGGUUGUCUUGGCGAACGGAUAUGAACUAAUCGUUACCGAUUUUUUUACUUUGUAAGAAGUUAAUAAUAAGUAUCAAUUGUAGUUAUACAUAGUUAAAGAAAGAUGGUAUUCAAUUCGUGAUUUUUUACACUUGAUGAACUCGACAACCGAACAUGGAAUGUAUGAAUAAGGAUUUAUUGGUUCA
Molecule: messenger RNA, 4878 nt
Organism: Linum trigynum
Lineage: Eukaryota; Viridiplantae; Streptophyta; Magnoliopsida; Malpighiales; Linaceae
Source: the annotation of a GenBank genome assembly